Molecule: messenger RNA, 2628 nt
Organism: Pseudophryne corroboree (corroboree frog)
Lineage: Eukaryota; Metazoa; Chordata; Amphibia; Anura; Myobatrachidae
Product: adhesive plaque matrix protein-like
Exons: 4
Coding region: 1-2628 (875 amino acids)
Source: RefSeq, a predicted model, not a curated record
AUGGAGUCCAUGGUGGUGAUGGCCGAGUUCGAGGAGGGAAGUCUGGACGUGGAGGAGGCCGAAGGGACACCUGAAGAAGACCUCAGCCGUACCCCUGCCCUCAUCAACACCUCCCCUGAGGAACCAACCUCUCCGCCGCGACCUACUGGCAAGAGGAAGCCACGGAAAACAAAAUUUGUCGAAGACCCUCUCCUAGCGGAGGCCCGUUCACUGCUGCUACGUAAACCAGAUGAGUUUGACGACUUUGCUUCGUAUGUCAGCAAAACUAUGCGGAAGGUUUCUGCGCAGCAGCAGCCAAACCCUCCUGGCAUCCUCAGAAAGCCAAACCCUCCCGGCAUCCUCAGAAAGCCAAUCCCUCCCGGCAUCCUCAGAAAGCCAAACCCUCCCGGCAUCCUCAGAAAGCCACACUCUUCCGACAUCCUCAGAAAGCCAAACCCUCCCGGCAUCCUCAGAAAGCCAAACCCUCCCGGCAUACUCAGAAAGCCAUACCCUUACGGCAUCCUCAGAAAGCCAAACCCUCCCGGCAUCCUCAGAAAGCCAAACCCUCCCGGCAUACUCAGAAAGCCAUACCCUUCCGGCAUCCUCAGAAAGCCAAACCCUUCCGGCAUCCUCAAAAAGCCAAACCCUUCCGGUAUCCCCAGAAAGCCAAACCCUCCCGGCAUCCUCAGAAAGCCAAACCCAGCCGGCAUCCUCAGAAAGCCAAACCCUACCGGCAUCCUCAGAAAGCCAAACCCUCCGGCAUCCUCAGAAAGCGAAACCCUCACGGCAUCCUCAGAAAGCCAAACCCAGCCGGCAUCCUCAGAAAGCCAAAUCCUCCCGGCAUCCUCAGAAAGCCAAACCCUUCCGGUAUGCUCAGAAAGCCAAACCCUCCCGGCAUCCUCAGAAAGCCAAACCCAGCCGGCAUCCUCAGAAAGCCAAACCCUUCCGGUAUGCUCAGAAAGCCAAACCCUCCCGGCAUCCUCAGAAAGCCAAACCCAGCCGGCAUCCUCAGAAAGCCAUACCCUCCCGGCAUCCUCAGAAAGCCAAACCCUCCGGUAUCCUCAGAAAGCCAAACCCUUCCGGCAUCCUCAGAAAGCCAAACCCAGCCGGCAUCCUCAGAAAGCCAAACCCUCCCGGCAUCCUCAGAAAGCCAAACUCUUCCGGUAUCCUCAGAAAGCCAAACCCUCCCGGCAUCCUCAGAAAGCCAAACCCAGCCGGCAUCCUCAGAAAGCCAAACCCUCCCGGCAUCCUCAGAAAGCCACACCCUUCCGGCAUCCUCAGAAAGCCAAACCCUUCCGGCAUCCUCAGAAAGCCAAACCCUCCCGGCAUCCUCAGAAAGCCAAACCCAGCCGGCAUCCUCAGAAAGCCAAACCCUCCCGGUAUCCUCAGAAAGCCAAACCCAGCCGGCAUCCUCAGAAAGCCAAACCCUCCCGGCAUCCUCAGAAAGCCAAACCCUUCGGGCAUCCUCAGAAAGCCAAACCCUCUCGGCAUCCUCAGAAAGCCAAACCCUCCCGGCAUCCUCAGAAAGCCAAACCCUCCCGGCAUCCUCAGAAAGCCAAACCUAGCCGGCAUCCUCAGAAAGCCAAACCCUCCCGGCAUCCUCAGAAAGCCAAACCCUCUCGGCAUCCUCAGAAAGCCAAACCCAGCCGGCAUCCUCAGAAAGCCAAACCCAGCCGGCAUCCUCAGAAAGCCAAACCCUCCCGGCAUCCUCAGAAAGCCAAACCCUCCGGUAUCCUCAGAAAGCCAAACCCUUCCGGCAUCCUCAGAAAGCCAAACCCAGCCGGCAUCCUCAGAAAGCCAAACCCUCCCGGCAUCCUCAGAAAGCCAAACCCUUCCGGUAUCCUCAGAAAGCCAAACCCUCCCGGCAUCCUCAGAAAGCCAAACCCAGCCGGCAUCCUCAGAAAGCCAAACCCUCCCGGCAUCCUCAGAAAGCCACACCCUUCCGGCAUCCUCAGAAAGCCAAACCCUCCCGGCAUCCUCAGAAAGCCAAACCCUCUCGGCAUCCUCAGAAAGCCAAACCCAGCCGGCAUCCUCAGAAAGCCAAACCCAGCCGGCAUCCUCAGAAAGCCAAACCCUCCCGGCAUCCUCAGAAAGCCAAACCCUCCGAAAGCCAAACCCUCCCGGCAUCCUCAGAAAGCCAAACCCAGCCGGCAUCCUCAGAAAGCCAAACCCUCCCGGCAUCCUCAGAAAGCCACACCCUUCCGGCAUCCUCAGAAAGCCAAACCCUUCCGGCAUCCUCAGAAUGCCAAACCCUCCCGGCAUCCUCAGAAAGCCAAACCCAGCCGGCAUCCUCAGAAAGCCAAACCCUCCCGGUAUCCUCAGAAAGCCAAACCCAGCCGGCAUCCUCAGAAAGCCAAACCCUCCCGGCAUCCUCAGAAAGCCAAACCCUUCGGGCAUCCUCAGAAAGCCAAACCCUCUCUGCAUCCUCAGAAAGCCAAACCCUCCCGGCAUCCUCAGAAAGCCAAACCCUCCCGGCAUCCUCAGAAAGCCAAACCUAGCCGGCAUCCUCAGAAAGCCAAACCCUCCCGGCAUCCUCAGAAAGCCAAACCCUCUCGGCAUCCUCAGAAAGCCAAACCCUCCCGGCAUCCUCAGAAAGCCAACAUUGCAGUGUCCACAAAACUGCUACUGCUUGUGAUCGCAUGCUGGUAG